AUGGCUGUGAAAUUGGAUAUGAGCAAGGCCUAUGAUAGGGUGGAAUGGCUUUGGUUGGAUAAAAUUAUGAAUAGGUUGGGGUUUCAUGAGAACUGGAGGAAGUUGGUCAUUCAGUGUGUCACAACAGUUACUUAUUCAGUGAGGAUAAAUGGGAAACCAAAAGGGCAUAUUAUCCCAACUAGGGGUAUACGGCAGGGUGAUCCUUUAUCACCAUACCUGUUUCAUUUAUGUGUUGAAGGUCUUUCUUCUCUUAUUAAGAAGGUGGUGGAUGAUGGUGUGAUGGAGGGUAGCAAUACACCAUAUGAUAUUCAACAAGAGAUAAAGAGCAAAUUUGGAGCACAAGUGAUCAGACAGCAUGAGAAGUAUUUAGGCCUUCCAUCUUUAGUUGGCAAAAAUAAGAGGAAUUCUUUUAAUGCCAUAAAGGAGAAGCUUAGCAAGAAACUAGUAGGGUGGAAAGAGAAAAUGUUAUCUAAAGCUGGAAAGGAAGUGCUAAUAAAAGUUGUUGCUCAAGCCAUUCCCACGUACACAAUGGGGUGUUUUAAAAUCCUAGAUUCUCUUUGUGAUGACAUGACUAGUAUGAUUCGGAAUUUCUGGUGGGGUCAGAAAAGGGAUGAAAGGAAGAUGGCAUGGAUUAGUUGGGAUAAGCUAUGUGACUCAAAGGAAAAGGGUGGUUUGGGUUUCCGUCAACUAAAGCAGUUUAAUUUGGCUCUUCUUGCCAAACAGGGGUGGAGACUUCAAACUCAACAUGAGUCACUAGUAUAUCGUGUGUAUAAGGCGAAGUAUUUCCCAAACACUGGCUUUAUUCAUGCCUCACUUGGUACUCAUCCAUCAUACACAUGGAGAAGCUUAAUGGCUGCUCAACAUUUGGUGAAAAAAGGGGUUAGGUGGAAUGUGGGUAAUGGUGACUCAAUUUGGGUGUGGAGUGAUAAGUGGCUCCCAUCUCCAUCAACGUUCAAAAUCACCUCUCCGAGGUUGGCAAUGGAGGACGUUCGAUCAAGCAAUAGAGGUUCUAGCUCGGACCCUAGCAAAACCCGUAGAUUCUGGAAGAGGUUAUGGAGAUUGCAGGUUCCCCAUAAGAUGUUGAUGAUGGACUCACAUGAGGAAAAGGACGCUAAACUGGUGGUGACUAUAGCAUGGAUGUUGUGGUUUAACCGUAACGAGGUACGGCACGGAGGAAGAAAGAAGAGCGCUGUGGAUCUGUUUCAGUGGUCUCGUCAAUACUUGCAAGAGUUUCAGGAAGUAAAUCAGGUGGUUCCCAGCACAGGAAUGCCUUGGGUUGUUGGGUGGUCUCCUCCUCCACUUACGAGAUAUAAAGUUAACGUUGACGACACGGUAUUCACAGCCCAAAAAUGUGCUGGUGUGGGAGUGCUGAUCAGAGACUCAUAUGGGCAAGUUAUCGCUGCUCUAAGCAGGAAGUUGAACGCUCCUUUGGGUGCUCUAGAAGUGGAGGCUAAGGCGUUUGAAGUGGGGCUGGAGUUUGCACGUGAUGUGGGUGUUCAUGACUUUGUUCUUGAAGGGGAUUCACUGGUGGUUUACAACGCUCUCUGCGGUUCCUCUAUACCACCAUCUAUGAUAGCUCCUGUGAUUCGGGGUAUUUUGAUGUCUUGUGGGCCUUUAGAUAGAAUUGAUUUUUCCCAUGUGAAAAGGCAAGGUAAUAAACCUGCACACUUUUUAGCAAAGCAUGCUUUAGGCAGUGCGGACUUUUUGACUUGGAUGGAAGAGACCCCUUGCUUCUUAGAGAAAGCUCUUCUCCAUGAUGUACCUGAAGAGUUUGACCUGCCUAUGCAAAUAGCAAACCUUAUUGGGAAAACAUUUGUCUUCCAAUUGGAACUCAGUGAUUAUAAUCUCAAACAAGGAUGGGAGAUCUACACAGUAAAGAAAGAUUUUGAUCCUGUUAUGCAGACUGACAAUUCAGUUAAACUUGAUCAAAUAACUAAUUAUUAUAUGAGCAAUGCUACAAAUGAUUUUGACAACAACUUACCAAGUGAAAAAGAUGCUAAUCCUACAAAUGAUGUUCCUCAAGCUUUUCAAGCUAUGGAAAUUGAGGCUUUGGCACCUGCUCUGGCUCUUGAGUUUGCUUAA
Messenger RNA from Quercus lobata, 2082 nucleotides. RefSeq lists its product as uncharacterized. Lineage: Eukaryota; Viridiplantae; Streptophyta; Magnoliopsida; Fagales; Fagaceae. Bases 1 to 2082 code for a protein of 693 amino acids. The record is from RefSeq and is a predicted model, not a curated record. Gene Ontology annotation, molecular function: RNA-DNA hybrid ribonuclease activity; nucleic acid binding. The transcript has 7 exons.